Molecule: messenger RNA, 2160 nt
Organism: Trypanosoma cruzi
Lineage: Eukaryota; Euglenozoa; Kinetoplastea; Trypanosomatida; Trypanosomatidae
Product: trans-sialidase, putative
Exons: 1
Molecular function (GO): exo-alpha-sialidase activity
Source: RefSeq, a predicted model, not a curated record
GUUAGUGAUGGCUGCAGGGACCCGACCAUCGUGGAGUGGGGAGAAGAAGACAGACUCCUCAUCAUGGCCUCUUGUGAGCAAGGUUACCGUGACGUGUACGGAUCCACCGUGAGUGGGGUGGAUUGGUAUACAUAUGGUGAGACACUUACUCGCGUGUGGGGCAACUCACAUGAUCGAACAGGGUACGGCGUCCAGAAUGCCUUCAUCAAAGUGACAAUUGAGGACAAGGAUGUGUUGCUUGUUACCCUGCCAGUGUAUUCCAAGGACAACCGAGGAAGCAAUAAAGAAAAGGGUCGGCUUCAUCUUUGGCUGACGGACAAGGCGCGUGUGUAUGAUGUUGGGCCGAUAUCCCGUGAGGCUGAUGACGCUGCCGCGAGCUCCCUUUUGAUGAGGAGUGGGAAUGAAAAGUUGAUCUCAGUGUACGAAAACAAGAAGAGCGACGGGUCAUACAGUCUUGUCGCCGUGAGCCUGGGGAAGCAGCUGGAGCGGAUCAAAUCCAUGGUGAAGAAAUGGAAGGAUUUGGACGGCGCCUUGCAUUCAUGCCGUUCCGUUUCCAGCGGCACUGUCGACUUGCCAACGAAGGGUAUGUGCAAUGGUCCUGUUCCCACUGAUGGGCUUGUUGGCUUCUUGUCUGGUAACUUCUCUGAGGACACAUGGAGAGACGAGUACCUCUGCGUGAACGCAACUGUGAAGAAUGGGGAGAGAAGGGUUCCCAAUGGAUGGACGUUCAAAGGGUCUGAAGCAGGGGCGGUGUGGCCUGUUGGCGACAUGGGGCAGACUGUGCCGUACUACUUUGCUAACAACGAGUUCACUCUUGUGGCGACGGUUUCCAUCCACGAGGUGCCGCAGAGUGGCAGCAUUCCCUUGAUGGGUGUGAGGAUGAAUGACACCAGCAGCACGGUCCUUUUUGGUCUGUCGUACACCCACGACAAGAAGUGGAAGUUCACACUUCCCAAUGGAGCUUCUGAAGAUUACAAAUAUUACGAAUUUAAUAAUAAUUGGCAACCAAACAAAACAUAUCAAGUAAUGCUGCAAAUGGAAGUCAAUGAGUGGUAUGUGUACGUUGAUGGAAUGCAGGCUUAUUCUGGACACUACAAUGGGGAUUUGUUUGAAGAGCACAGGAUCUCACACUUCUAUUUUGGCGCGGAGAAUAAGGAGCAUUCGGAAGGCAGCCACGUGACAGUGAGCAACGUCCUGCUGUACAACCGCACAAUCUAUGGAAGAGAAAGGACGAUGCUCAAUGCAAGCAAAGUCCCUAUUCCAAGCCCUGGUGAGGAGUCACGCUCGGUACCGGAGAUUCCGCCGAGGCCCACCGGCGAAUUUGGGGCUACUUCAGUCAAGAGAAACGAGGAACACCUCGGCAGCCAUGCAGCGUUGGGUAACGGGGAUCCUGAGAGACAACAUACAAGCCCCAACAAUGGUUUGGCGCCUGAGGCUCCCUCUGCAUCGAUACACAGUGCCAGCAAAGUCCCUAUUCCAAGCCCUGGUGAGGAGUUCCUCACUGAAGAAGAGGAGGAAACACCAUCAUCACCUGAAGAGGAGGAAGCAGAGCAGGAAGUUGAGGAGGCGCCACGGCCACAAUCAUCCGUGGAAGCUUCUGGAGGCAGUUAUGCUGCCGCAGUGUCUUCUGGGGGCCGUGGCUCGCACGGAACAAGGGAGGAGGAGACGGAGACGGAUGGCAGCAGUGGAUCGGCAUCUCCACCGGCCUCAUCGAGUGUGAGCACUGCCUCUCAUAGGGGCAGCGACGGGAUGGGUGUCCGUGAAGGCACCUCUCUGCGGGAAGAAGUGCCACCACAUCUCGGGACUGAAGUCAUUCCGAAGGCCGACGUGGAGCGACCGAUCCACGAAGAAGAAGCGACCUCUCCGGAAGGAGCCACUGAGUGGCAGACGCAAGAAAUCACUGCGCCUUUGGUUGAAAAUGAAGACAGUGAGGACGUUAGCACCGCAUCGGGCAAUACAAGCACCCUGCCUGGGGAAACCAAGAUCCCAUCGAAGUCCAACGCAACAGCACCCUCGGACGCUGGCAUUUUGCUUGAGAACGGGCAUUUCGAGGAGUUGGCGGGCAUGGCUCUAUUUGCUGAGAGCACCGUGCAUGGGUGUGUGUCUCGGGUGUUGUUGCUGAUGCUUCUGGGGCUGUGGGGCACUGCGGCUCUCUGUUGA